GGAAAAGACUCGUUAACAAUAUUAACGCGAAUAUACUGCGAAAAUCUCGUUUCCCAAUCAAAUUCUCCGCGUUUGUAUGGUUCGCGGUAAUUUGUAACUACGUCAACACUUUUAAAUAGUUAACUAAUUGUAUCGAAAGGCUUGUUCAGUUUAUUGGAUGUCCUUCCAUCGAAAGCAGUGGUGUGUUUUCAAUAAGAUUUUAUGACUUUAUAAGACUUUGGACACUGACAACAACAUGAGUGAAUAUUCACCGUUAAGCGUUCCCAAACCAGCUUUAAAUUCACCAAACCGUGGCGGUGAACUAUCCGCCUCCUUAAAUCCUUCAAAUUCUCAUAGAUUUCCGUCCCCGGAGAAUCCCAGAAGGCCUUUGCUUAACGAAAAUAUGGCACCUCUCGCCAGAAACGAGGUGGAUAAUGACUCUGAUGAGAGAGAAGUAGUUGAUAAACCAUAUCCAGGAAUUGACGACGGCUUCUUCGGUAACGGUGAGGGAAUUUCGAAUAAUACACCAAACGAUAGGCGAACCUCAAAUGAAAACAAUCCGGACGUGGAGUUCAUUCCAACAGGUCCAAAAGAACCUGAGCCCACGGAACCUGAAGCAGAUUUUCCCGAAAUUACGCCACGGCUUGGACCGGACGAUGGGCGGAACGGCCCAGACGAAUUCGACGGGAAGCAGCCGGGAAACGGCACCAAGAGUGGAGGGCCUAAUUUUCCAUUUUCGCCUGGAUUUGGUUUCGGUGGAUUCGACGUCGAACUAGGGAGUAAUGCAGGCGGAGAAACCAUUCCAGAUUUAAACGUGUACCAACAUAAAAAAACAUUAGCCCAGGGGAUGAUGGACUUGGCACUAUUCUCCGCCAACGCAAAUCAGCUCCGGUACGUUUUGGAGACGUUCAAGUCGCACCCGUACUAUUAUCCUAGCCUCGUACUCAUUUCGAUAAGCCUUAUACUUCAGGUGGUCAUCGGAGUCGGACUUAUUUGGAAUGCUGCCUACAACGUAAAGGAUGAGAAAGCAUUAUGCCGAGCAAAUAAAAUUAACAACUUUACCAUUAUAUUUUUAGUAACUGUUAUUAACGUGUUCAUCUCAGCGUUCGGAGUUGCGUCACCUCCUUCUUAAGAAUCGUGUUCAGUCAAUUUCUUGUCGCGAAGUCUCGCUAUUUUUGCUCAAUAUGUGAUAUUAAGUAUAAUAAAUGCAUUCAAAAAAUUUCUAUUUAUAAGGGAGCUUGCUCUAUUGUGCAAUGCAGGUGCUUCUUUUGUACGAAUUUGUAAUAAGCCUAUAAUUUCCUAAUGGCUUUUAUUUAUUCUACAAGUUUCGUUUCGUUAUAAGUAUUAACUCCGCCAAAUAUGUAAAAUAUCGGGUUCGGAAAAAAACCCAACAAUGAUUUUAAAUAAAAUAAAGGAUUAUUUCUUCAAAAGUACUUACUAUUUUAAAUCAUACGACUUAUCAAACAUUAAUAUUUUACAGACAGCGUCUUAAAGCCAACAAAACCUAUUAUUUCUUUAUACACUCCCUAUAAUUAUAUAACAAAGCUUAAGAAAUCAAUUACUUACUUAGACCGAAAAAUUAAUAAAAUAAUAUACUCAGGGUUCCACUUAAAAACAACAGAUUUAGUAUAACCAAUACGCUGCCUGUAUCAAGCUGGAAACUAAAAGGGUUAUGAAAAAAUAGUUUCUUCCGAUUCGGUAUGGUCUUUUGUUUUACAGCUCCAUCAACAAGUUCUUUUAUUUAGAAAUUUUGAGUAAUGUCGAUAUCUUAUUGACGAUAUUGACAAAUUCUUCAGGAAUCUUUUUGAGUUUCUUGUUAUAACGGAAAACUUAUGCUAUGGCGCUAUAUGGUAUUAAAUAGAGCGAUUUUACAUAGUUACAUUUUUUAAAAUAAAUACCAUUUACCAUAUCAUAUAUUCAAUAUCAUCACGACUAUUAAGCUAGUAGUUGCGGAUUUCAUUUAGAGUAAAAAUAUGAAAAAAUUAAUAACAAGAAGCGAAUUACGGGUUUAAUCUUUGAAUGCCUUUAAAAAAAAUGCGUCCUAAAUACGAAAACAGAUUUUAACUCGUUACGAUAAACCACAAAUUUUUUCAGCAUUGAUUUGAAUCCAGAAUCGAUUAGGGAAAAAUUAUAAUGUUAUAUAAAAUAUCUUUAUGUAAGAUCUAGAAAAUAAUAAUAAUAAACAAAAGAAAUUAAAAAUAAAGUUUAUUAUUUACAACAGAAAAAUAGAAAAUGAAGUUUUUUAUUAAAAUAUUAAUAUUUUUUAAUUAUAUUUUUUUAUAACAAUCGUAAGUAAGUAAUUAUUUAAAAUAGAGUUUCUUGUAGGUGUUCGACCAUCAGGAUUUUUUUCCGCAAAUGUCUAAAUGUCUUGAUUAAAUUUGUUCCUUUUUAGUCAUUAAACAAAUUUAAAAGCGUUUGUGUGAAUAAUUUAGUUAAAAGGCAUGACAUUUAUAAAAAAAUAGAAAACUACAAGUGCUUGAUUAUUUUUUCUGCCCUAUUGCUUAUCUUUUUGGCAAAUUGAUAGCCCAUGGAAAAAAAAUUUUAUACUAAUAUUUCGAAAUCCACAAGUUUUUGAAAUAGGAAAGAUUAUAUAAAGUCACCAUUUUUUUAUUUCCAAAUAUGACAAAAGUAUAAAAAUAGAGUGUUCUCAUUCGGAAAUAUGAGUGAAUCUAAACCAGUUUUGUCAUUAUGAUUUGUUGAUAUUCUUUACGGGCCACCAUUUACAAAAUGGCAACGAAGAAUGAAUGAAUGAAUCAAGCAAGAAUUAGAAUUUCGACACCGUUAAUCAAGAAAAGGAAUCGUUUUCGGACAUAUGUUCAUAUAUAAAACUAGGGUUUAUUUUUCAUAUAGAAUAUACCAUAAGAUUGUGGUGCAUUAAUUGCGGAACAUCCUGUGAUUAUGAAAUUUUUCGAUUCAUCGUAAACUUAUAAAAAUAUAUAUAUCAUAUACCUAAAUUCACUCGUGAUAUAUUCGCAACAGAAAUUUACAGUAGUUCUUAUUAAUCACAUUUUUGAUCUUAGUCUUAGCGAAUUGACACAUUUGUAAAAAAUUCAAAAAAGUCAUCGAUUAAGCAAAUAAUAAAUUAAAUUAGACGGAAACUAAAGGGUUGAUAUUCGAGCGAUAUGUAGAAAUUCGGGAAUUUAAAAUAGUAAAGUGCACCUACACUCGAGGAAAUUGCAUUAUAAGCCGAUAUGCAUUUGGCGAGUUCCCGUUUCGAGUUUACAGCCACGCCGCCAUCUUAGCUUAAUUGAAUAUUCGUCGAAUUGCAGUUGGUUUAAACUCGAACCGCGCCAAUUUAGACUUUAUGCUGGGAAAGGGGUACCCCUAGCUCUGGCAGCGAUCGAGAAUUCAACUUUAUGAUUUUGUUAGUCAACUUGUGAUCUUAUAGCCAACUACAUUUUUAAAUAUUUUGAUUUUUCUUUGUUGUUUUGACGUUUUUUUAUAGAUUUAUUUAUUCAAAUUUGUUACCUUGAUUAGUUAGCCUAUAAACUUUAAUUAUUUAUUUUUGUUAUUUGGUAUUUUCAAUCAAAUGUAUCUCUGGACUAUUAUACCUUUAAAGAAGUAGAAUAAUGUCUUUGCUAUUUAAAAAAUACCUGCACCACCUAUUUGGGACGCCCUGGAUAAGCUGAGGCGCAUUUGUCAAACUGAUUGAGUAGUGCAUCUCCUUAGUCUGUGGUUAAAUUUUAGUUGCAAUACCUGGACCACUAGCGCCACAA
This is a messenger RNA of Cylas formicarius (sweet potato weevil), 3695 nucleotides long. RefSeq names its product ninjurin-A. Gene Ontology annotation, biological process: tissue regeneration; cell adhesion. Gene Ontology annotation, cellular component: membrane. The coding region runs from base 236 to 1111 and encodes 291 amino acids. Lineage: Eukaryota; Metazoa; Arthropoda; Insecta; Coleoptera; Brentidae. The transcript is spliced from 4 exons. The record is from RefSeq and is a predicted model, not a curated record.